UCGUCGCUCUCGCUGGGAACUGACUAGAGGAACGGAAAAUGGCGGAUCUCGAAGACGUUACGCUGGACGGGAGACCGCUACAGUCCCUUCGAGUAGCGGAUUUAAAAGCUGCUCUUGAGGAGAGAGGACUCUCGAAAAGCGGUCAGAAGAAUGCUUUAAUCAAAAGACUCAAAGGGGCUCUUAUGCUGGAGAAUCUGCAGAGGACCUCCACCGCUCACAUCGGACUGCAGCCAAACUCACAGAUUGGUGAGGAAAUGAGCCAGAACAGCUUCAUCAAGCAGUAUCUGGCUAAACAACAGGAGCUCCUGAGGCAGCGGCUGGAGAGAGAGGCUCGUGAAGCAUAUGACACAAAUGAGCCAGAGGACCACACAGAAGUCAAUAACAGUACAUCAUGCCCUCCUCAAGCCCAGGAUGCCACGCCAGCAUUGGCUGAGCAGCACAAGCCACCUGGCCCCUCUGGUGGAGAGGGAUUGUUUGGUGCAGUGAAUGAGGGAGAGGGUAACAGGAACCAGGAGGCUGACAUGUCCGGUCCUCCUGCUUCUGGCUCUGUGGCCAUGCAUGUUCCUGGUGGUGAGCACCGGCCAGAGAAGGGGUCUGCCUCCAACAAAGUUGCUGCUGACAGCGACGAUGACGAUAGUGAGGAUGGCGAGGAGGAUGGUGACGAUGAUGAUUGGGAAAGCGGUGCUCGAAGGAGAGGCCACAGAGAGCCAGCCAAAGUGCCCACAACCAGAGAGAGGUCUGGAGCAUCCUGUCAACCCCCGCAGCAGCACAUGCCUUCCCUUUUGUCCCCUCAACUCCGCCAGCCGACACCUCCUCCCUCCCCACCUCCAGAGUUAUCAUUCCCCUUGCCUGACACCCCUAAACAGAGCCCCCCUAGUCCAGAUGUAGCCCCAGCUAGGCGCUCAUCCAGUACCUCUAGCUCUGGUUCAUCCAGCAGCGGCAGCCGCAGUAGCAGCCCAGAGCCACAGAGGAGUGGACAUGCAGAGCGCAAGCCGGGCCCGUUGACCCUUCUGGCACGUAAAAUGGCAUCAGAAGGUGCUUUUUCGGGAGCAGGUUGGCACCGCGGCGCUGGGGAAGGUGAUAGGCAGGACAGCAGUACUCCAGCUACAUCAUUUCCUGGCAGAGGUCAUCCAGAGGGUCUGGUAUCUGCCAUCACUCACACAGCCAAUACUGCAGGCCAUGUGUCAUUUCCCAUGAUUUCAGGCACCCACCAGGGUAUCACAGGAGCACAUUCGGCCCAUAUUCAAGUACCUGUGAGUUUGCUCAAAGCCAAUGCAGCAGAAGAGAGGGACAGAGAGAGGGACUCUGAGAUAGAAAGAGAAAAGGCCCUUGAGCUGGAAAGGCAAGAGAAGCAGAGAAAACUUGAGCAAGAACGAGCAAUUGAGGAAGAGCGUGAAAGAGCUCUUGCACUGGAGAGAGAGGAAAGAGAGAGAGCUCUGGAGAAAGAGAGAAUUGAACGUCAGCAGGCCUUAGAAAGAGAAGAACGAGAAAAGGCUUUGCAGCGGGAGAGAGAACUUGCUCUAGAACGAGAGAGGCAGGAGAGAGAACUUGCUCUAGAACGAGAGAGGCAAGAGAGGGAACUAGCUUUGGCUAAAGAGAGGGAAGCGCGAGAGCAAGCCUUAGCACAAGAGAGGGCCCUGGAGCUGGAGAGGCAGAAGGAGCUUGAAAGACAGAGGGCCCUGGAGCAUGAACGUCUGCAGAGAGAAAAGGAGGAGAGGGAGAAGCGAGAGAGAGAAGAAAUGGAGCUAGAAAGAGCUAAGGCUUUGGAGCAUGAAAAGAAGGAGAGAGAAAGAGCUCUUGAGCAAGAGAGGCUACAGAGGGAAAUAGCUCUGGAGGCUGAGAGAAAGGAGAAGGAGAGGAUUGAGAGAGAAAAGGCUUUGGAGCAGGAAAGGUUAGAGAGAGAGAAAGCCUUAGAGCGAGAGAGACUAGAGAGGGAGAAAGCCUUAGAGCGAGAGAGACUAGAGAGGGAGAAAGCCUUAGAGCGAGAGAGACUAGAGAGGGAGAAAGCCUUAGAGCGAGAGAGACUAGAGAGGGAGAAAGCCUUAGAGCAAGAGAGACUAGAAAUGGAAAGAGCCCUGGAGAAAGAGCGACUAGAGAAAGAAAAAGCCAUAGAGCAAGAGAGAAUUGAGAGAGAGAAAGAGAAAGCCUUAGAGCAAGAGAGAAUUGAGAAAGCCUUAGAGCAAGAGAGAAUUGAAAGAGAGAAAGCCUUAGAGCGAGAGAAAGAAAGGUUGGAGCGGGAGAGAGCCUUAGAACAGAGGUUAGAGCUUGAGAGGAAGGAAAAGGAGAGAAUUGAGAGAGAGAAAGCAUUGGAGCAAGAAAGGAUAGAGAGGGAAAAGGCCUUGCAACGAGAGAAGGAGGAAAAAGAGAGAUUGGAGAGAGAGGCCGCUCUGGAACAGGUGAAGAAGGAGAAGGAAAGAGCAGAAAAGGAGAGGAAAGAGAGGCUGGAGAGAGAGAAAGCUUUAGAGCAGGAGAAACUUGAAAGGGAGAGAGCCUUGGAGAAGGAAAGAAAGGAGAAGGAAAGGGCACUCAAACAAGAAAGGUUAGAGAAGGAGAAAGCAAUGCAGAAAGAAAAGGAGGAGCAGGAGAGGGCCCUGGAACAGGAGAAAGAGAGAGCUAGGGGGACUGAGAAGGAUAGGGAGAGUCACCUCCCUCCUUCCAAACGUGGCCGUGAGAUUGGUCUCACCCCCCUGCCCACUCCUCCCCCCCUCUCCACAGGACCAGGUAGAAAGUCAUCGACAGAGGCAGGAGAGCAAGAAGAUGUCCAUGCUCCAAUGUCCCGGCGUGAAGCAGCAGAAUCCGGUGCACCCAUGCCCGCAACACUUCCGUUGCCUCAGUCCUCAUUCAAGAAAUUCCGGUUCUUAAGGGACUCCCCAAUUCAGCUCCAAUCUUCCUCCCCUUCCAUGGUCAUAAAGCGGCCCCGUAACUUCUCUGAUACCCCACAGCCUCGGGCCUCGCAUGUUUCCUCCCUCACAGACGUCGGGGAGCGCCAGCAGGAAGGACUCCCGUCCUCCACUGAACCGGAAGAUCCACAGAUGCGGACAAAACAGGAGGUUGUUUCCGGAGCGCCGGGAUCUGACGGGGCCCAGCCUGAGAAGGAGACCACUGUUAACACCGCGCUGGUCCCAAGUCCCAAAAAAGAAGGGGCCACCAGCCUAGUAUUGGAGGACAAAGAUAAAGCAGAUUCUGUGAAGUCGGAACAGGCUGCCAAGGAAUCCACCAAAAAAGCAAAAGAAGUGGAUGAAAGCAAGGGUCCUACAAACCCAGUGGAUACUGCUCAGCGGAGGGGAAGAGAUGCAAACAAGGAAGAAAAACAAGGAAGACAAAGAUCAUCGUCUAAUGAUUCCUCUUCGUCAGAAUCGGACUCCGGGUCCUCGUCUUCUCGGUCCUCUGGCUCAUCCACGUCCUCUCAAGAGAAAACCUGCUCCACUUCAAGAGGCAGACGGGAAGGUAAACGUGAAAGAGAUUCCUCACCACAGCACAGGGUGACACAAGAGGCUCAGGCUGAGGGUUUAAAGGAAACCCCAAAAGCCUCCCCUGGCAAAAGAGAGAGUAACACAACUGCUGAUGGAGACAGUCACACCAAGAAACCGUUCAUUGAAGCACCAACCAGAGAGGCGUCACAAAGGAAGAGAAAGGACAACGAGAGAGAGGAGGAAACGGACAAACAAAGGCAGUUGAAGGAGACUGCCAUGGCAGAGCCAGAGAAGCUUCCAGAGACCAGUGAGGAGACACCAAAGGCCUUCUCAGCUCGUAAGAUCUCUAUUAGCAGCAGUAAAUCGUCCCCAGGCACUGGCAGUGCAGAGGGGGAGCAGGACUCUGGGGCCGCGGCCGGUCGCAAGAGGAGGUGGGGCUCCAGCACAGCUGUCACUGCCAAGAAACCUUCCAUCAGUAUCACCACAGAUUCACUCAAGUCUCUGAUCCCAGACAUUCGCCCGUGUCUCGGGCAGGAGGCAAUAGUGGACCUGCACCCAGAGGAAGCUGUCCUCUCUGGUGCUGAGGACGAAGAGAGGGAGUGCUCUGACCAGGAUCUUCAGAUCCGUCGCACUGUCACACAGGUGGUGCACUCGGAGAGCCAGGAGAAUGGAGAGAAAGAGACAAAGAGGAGCAGACAUGAGGAGUUGGAGGAGGAUGACCCACAGGGAGACAGAGAGAUGACAACAAGGGUGCAUGAAGAGAAGAUGGACACCUCAUUUCCUGGAGCUGUGGAAACGCAGUCUCCAUCACAUACCAGCCAUGAUGUAGAAACUAACACUGUGACCCCCAGCGAGACCCUCAUUCGCCGCUCCAUCAGCCAGCAAAAAACGGGUGUUUCCAUCACAAUCGACGACCCUGUUCGCACGGCCCGGCAGCCCUCGCCACCUCGCGGCAAAGUCUCCAACAUUGUUCAUAUCAGCAACCUGGUGAGGCCGUUCACUCUGGGGCAGCUAAAGGAACUGCUCGGCAGAACUGGCACUGUGGUGGAGGAGGGCUUCUGGAUUGACAAAAUCAAGUCUCACUGCUAUGUCACUUACGGUAGCUCAGAGGAGGCAGUUGCUACACGGGCAGCUCUUCAUGGAGUGAAAUGGCCUCAGAGCAACCCAAAAGUCCUUAACGUAGACUUCUGCCAGCAGGAUGAGCUGGACUUCCACAAAGGCUUGGGUGUAGCUGGCAAACCCGGAGCAGAGGAACGGGCGCCUGGCUCUGGCCGUGGUCGAACAUCGGCCCUGCCCUCUCUCCUCCCUGAGCGAGACCAGUGGGCCGAGCGUGAGCGUGAGAUGGAGCGCCGAGAGAAGGCUAGAGCAGAGCGGGAGUGGGAUCGCGACAAGGUCAAAGAAUUUGGGAAACCCGGUGAAGAGAAGGAGGAAGGUCCCCGGAGGUCACGCUCCAGAGAGAGGCGCCGCAAGGAGAGGGGAAAGAGCAAGGAGAAGAAGACUGAGAAGAAGGAGAAAAUGGCUGAGGAUCCCCCUGCAAAGCUGCUUGAUGAUCUGUUCCGCAAAACUAAAGCAGCUCCUUGCAUAUACUGGCUUCCACUUACAGAGGAACAGUUUGUCCAACGGGAAGCUGCCAAAGCAGAACGGAUGAAGGAGCGUGAGAAACGGAGGAAGGAGCAAGAUGAAGAGGAGGAGAAAAAAAGGGAAGAGGAGCGCAAGGAGAGGGUGAAAGCUGGAGGCGGCCCAACUGGAGAGCGAAGUGAGGGUGAGAAGGAAAAGGACAGGGACAGAGAGAGGGACAGAGACAGAGGUAGAGACAGAGACAGGGAGAGGGAGAGGGAGAAUGACAAACGCAGGGAUGGCUACCGUAGGCCAGAGGGCCGUGGAGCAGGCGUGGGCAGACGCUCACGCAGCCGCAGCGACCCACGAGAAAGGCGACGUUAAUGGCCAAUCAACUGAUGGAACUGUCCUAGAGACCACCCUCUUCCAUUUGCCUUUCACUACAUGUACUUUGUUACAACUAAGACCCAACAGAGGACCAACUGAUGUCGUCACCAUCUCUCAAAUUGUCACCUUUUUUAUUGCACAUCUACACUUACACACAGUCAGGCUUAAAGGGGACCAUGUUUUUUUUUUUUUUUUUUUUGCGGUGUUGUUUCCCAGAGUGCUGUAUGUCGCACUUCUGUCAAGCUUUGAUAUAUUUUCUUUAUACUUUUGCCUCUUUUUCUUAAAUUUUUGUCUUGACGGUUUUGCAGUAUGGCACGCUGGGUAAUUUUAAUAAUUUCCCCUCAUGUUCCCCAUUUGCCCCAAAGUGUAGGUGCCAAUUAUGAUUUGCAAUCAACUGUUGUCGCCUCAGUGUUUUUAACAGCUCUAAAAUCUGGAUGAGGAAUCCUUUUGUUGCUGCAUGUAGUCCAAGGCUCUCCUUGCCAAUCCUGCCUAAAUAGAAAAAUCUGCCCUCUGUGCAGAGGCUUGCAUAAAUCUGAAAAUAUUGGAAUAGGUGUGUUUGGCAUUUUGUACAGACAUAUAAGAUUACUUAAAAUCACGUCUUUAAAUAAGGCAGCUCUGGGGUAUUUUUGGACAGGUGUGGAAUAACUACUAAGGCAAUGCAGUGUUCCUCUCCCUGUUCAGUUAAGCGAUGGCUCCGAAUCUCCUUGGAGGAGAAUCGAUGUCUGUCACUUGACACAAGUUAUGAUUAUGUCCUUAUCAUUGAUUCUCUUAUUCCUCCCUCCUCUUCCUCCAGUUCUCUUACCCUGUAGCGUCAAUACAGGCCCAAGAGGGGAGGUUGCAUUAUGAGUUUUCUAACCAUUUUGUUUUUGUUACCUUUUAUUUUAUCAUUUUAGUACAAAGGU
Perca fluviatilis (European perch) is the source of this 6259-nucleotide messenger RNA. RefSeq names its product apoptotic chromatin condensation inducer 1a (gene acin1a). Lineage: Eukaryota; Metazoa; Chordata; Actinopteri; Perciformes; Percidae. The transcript is spliced from 18 exons. The record is from RefSeq and is a predicted model, not a curated record. Gene Ontology annotation, molecular function: nucleic acid binding. Bases 39 to 5354 code for a protein of 1771 amino acids.